CAGUGGUGAGAGAGACACCAAGGAGAGCCCAGAGCAGAGGAGGGCAGAAGGCACCAUUCCUUCAGCUGUGGUCCACUCUGCCUCUGAGGGCUGCGUUCUAACCGGAUCCACUGCGAGCAUCAGAAUCGAGAUGAACAUCGAGGUUGGGAACGUUUCUUAUAUGGGAGCCAUCAUUUCCUGGUCGUCCUCGGAGCCCUGCCUGGAGGACUAUUACCAUAUUAUGUACAGGCCCAAUUGGAACAGCAUCUUCUCUGGCUAUCUUCGCUACAGCUUCCACCACGAGGAGAAGGUGCCUCGAACGAUCAGCUCCGUGGUGCUGGAACACCUCACCCCUUCCACUCUCUACUUCCUGUGCAUCAGCUGCAAGAAGAUUCUCUUCCCUUACAGGCACUACUGCACCAUGUUCCACACCCUGGAUAAGAGUCCGCUGGCUGCUGGAAGCUCCCUGGUGGACCCCCAAAUCUCCCUUUGGGUGCUGAUGGCCAUCCUGCUGGCCUGCUUCACGGCCGUCUUAGCCUUCAUCUGCCUCCAGUUCUGGUGCAUCCGCUGCCACGAGCCUCGAUGGUCUUACAGAGCCGGCCACAUGGAGGAAGCCAACGGGCUGGUGAGAUGGCCAGAGGAGGCCCCCGCUCUGGGUCAGGGGGAGGAAGACCUGCAGGGGCUCCCCCUGGUGGAACUGCCGCGCAAGAACUCCGGAGCCGAGGCAGAACCCGAAGCCGCAGCCGCCGACGCCGCCGCCGCCGCCGCCGCCGCCGCCCCCGAAGCCGACCAGGAUGCCCCUGACCUGGAUGCCUUGCAAAGGGAGGGGGGUGACCAUCCCGUGGUAGUGCCUCAUUUCGGGGAGUGAGAGGUCGGGAGGAGGCAGCCCGCGUUACGUAGCUUAAAGCCCUCCAGCCAGUAGGUCUUCUGUAAAAAAAAGCACCCGUAGACUCCCCAUGUGUCUCCCCUCAAACGUCAGUGCCCUUGCGGUCAUCUGGUUGGACAAAUGCCCUUUGACAGAGCUUCUCAAGCACACACCGCCCGGGUGUGCCAAGGGAGGAACAUGGUAUCUUUGAGGAGUGCCCAUUUCGGGGGAGGGGGCUCAGUGAGGAAUUAAAGGCAUUAUUUUAACAUUAAAACAACCAUAAACACAUUAUGGCGUAGAAAGCAGAAGUUGCAUGACUGAAAGAAAAGCCAACACUUCAGGGGAAUUUCUGAGUUGAAGAUGGGCCCUAGCUGAGAAAAAUACCUGGUCUCCUCUGUUGUUGGGGGGGGGGGGGGGUUAUUUUGGAAGGAUGUGAGAAGCCUUGCUCCAGAGUGUUUUCCAACUUUUAGCCAAUCCCACAUCACCUUGUACCCCAUCUCCACUUUUUUUUUAAUCUCAUAGACUACCUUUACUAUCAUUAAGAACACAUUUGCUUUAAAUUAACUCACUUUUUAAACUUAUGUUAAUAGCCAUAUGUUACUCCCCAAACGAAAAACCAACAUCCUCCUGCUAUCAAUAGAAGGGAAGAGACAUAAUAAAUAGAAUAAAGACAAAAUAAUAUUAAAUUUGACUUAGAUACUAUCACCUACUAAAGGCGCUGAGCUUAGGGCCUGCUCUCUUAUCUUGGAUAAAAAAGGGAGAUGAGCAGUCGUUGGAGAGGUAUUAAAGAUAUGUGCACUGAUAUUAAGACUUUCUCCUUGAUAUAAUCAGCAAGGUUUGAAAGAGAAUUGAAAAGGGAGUCACUCUGUGAGCCCCUGUUAAUGAACGCCACGCCUGUGAACUAUCUAAAAUGCUGUCUGUAAGGGUCCCCUGAUUUGAAAGAGUUGCUUUGACUGGACUGGCUGCUCUGAAGAAGACACCUGCACUCUCGCAGCAUCAUUGGAAGACUUCCUAAGGCCCACCCUCAGGCCCGAGGGGUGGGCACUCACCUUGGGUCCUCACACUUCCCAUCGAGGGCUCCCUGCCCUGGAGGAGCACCUCUUCUGACAAUGUGCUAUUUAGCCAGUCAUUCUCUCUUCUAAGUCCAUCUGUGCUUUGUGAAAAUGGGGUCAAGGUGGCCAUCUUUCGUCCAUCACACACAGAAAACCAUUUUGGCUUUUUUGCUGCUGUGGUUGAGAUACUGCACCCUUUCAGCGUCCUUCUCCCACGCAAACCCGCAAGGUAGGAAACAAAUCUAUAUGUGUCAGAGUGUUGGGAGACUCUGUGAACCGUGCUCCCCUGUGCCCACCAUGGGUGUGGAACUGGAGCCCGAGGAGGGCGGAGAUGAGUCUGAUUCAACCUCUGCUAUAUCCCCAGCAUGGACAGUCUGCCCAGCGUCUGGCUGCACUGGGGGCUUAAGGAAUGUCUGCUUAACAAAUGGCAAAGGACAGAAGGUCUAGAAAGGUACCACGUGGAGGCUUAGUUAGUGUCAGGACCUGCACUGGGAACGAGGCAGCAAAGAGACAGGAGAAGACCUGUCUCUCAGCUCUCGCUCUGGCCAUCGGCAACUUCCUUCAAAGCCCCACCUUCCCAACUGCUUCCUGCCUGCAAAUCCCCCAUAGUUACAGAGCACAAAAUCCCAGAACCACAGGACGAUACCACAGUGAACUGACUGAGAACAGGAGGAGAUGGGACGCCAAGACGAGAAGCCCCACACGCCUACUUCCCCGCUCGCCUCCGUGAAGUCCUCCCCAAACGCUCCUGCCCGGAAUCCAGCCCCGCCAGGUCUGCGCUCACCCCCGCCCUUGCUGGUUGUGAACAA
This is a messenger RNA of Camelus dromedarius (Arabian camel), 2705 nucleotides long. It is a transcript of the gene FNDC9, whose product is annotated as fibronectin type III domain containing 9. Gene Ontology annotation, molecular function: protein binding. The transcript has 2 exons. The record is from RefSeq and is a predicted model, not a curated record. NCBI's taxonomy places the organism in Eukaryota, Metazoa, Chordata, Mammalia, Artiodactyla, Camelidae. Bases 131 to 847 code for a protein of 238 amino acids.